Molecule: messenger RNA, 2372 nt
Organism: Carassius auratus (goldfish)
Lineage: Eukaryota; Metazoa; Chordata; Actinopteri; Cypriniformes; Cyprinidae
Product: apoptosis regulator Bcl-2-like
Exons: 2
Coding region: 625-1245 (206 amino acids)
Biological process (GO): release of cytochrome c from mitochondria; extrinsic apoptotic signaling pathway in absence of ligand; intrinsic apoptotic signaling pathway in response to DNA damage
Cellular component (GO): mitochondrial outer membrane
Molecular function (GO): BH domain binding
Source: RefSeq, a predicted model, not a curated record
AGUGUGAAUGAGUGACGCAGCACAGGAAACACCUCUCUGUGCCAUGAAGGGGGCUGGCGAUCUGUCUGCAUAUGGAGCUGCAGCGCCGAGCAGACGCCUUUAAACACUCAACUUCCACACACACAACUGUUCACCGUUUACCUUUCGCCCACAAACCGAAUUCGACAGCGCACGCGAGCGAGAAAGUCUCUCCUAACAGCAGCGGUUCCGCGAGAGAACAAACUCACUCGGCGAGAAACCUCUUCCGUCUCCCGCAGCUCGGGACUCUUUCACACCGAUACACGAUGACUUACCGCGCGCGAUUCCCUCUCCAAACACCGGAGACUUUCUCACUGCUUGUUUGUUUAUUCUGAUAGGGAGGAAGAUGCUUAAAUCCUCUCUUGCAUGCCUGGAAUUUUCUGCCCUGGAACAGAAAGUGGGCGUUUUUCCACACCGAAGCAACUAGAGGAUUCAUGCAACUUGCAGUUUCAAGUGAGGCAACAUGCUGUAAGUUCUAAUGUGCAGUCAUCUAAAGGUUAAUAACAUCAGUUGCUGUUUUGCAUCGAUUUGAUGAUGAACAUUAUGCGCCUGGAUUCAUAAGACCGCACAGAUUCUGAGGUUAUUUAGAGAGACACACAGGUCGAGAUGGCACAGGAGAAUGUGUUUGAUAACCGCAGUAUAGUGGUGAAGUACAUCCACCAUAAGCUCUGGAAGAAGGGGUACGUGUGGGAAGUGAACGGACACGAUGACGGUGUCUCGAAUGGACUGAUGAUGGAGAGGCAGGAGGACCGCGGCUCCCGUCACGACCCGUGCAGCGCUCUCCACACGGUGCUACGGGACGCUGGGGACGAACUGGAGCGGCUUUAUCAGUCGGACUUCGCGGAGAUGUCCAAACAGCUGCAUAUCACGUCAAUCACGGGGCAGCAGCGCUUCACCGCGGUCAUAGACGAGCUGUUCAGGGACGGCGUGAACUGGGGCAGAAUCAUCGCUUUUUUCGAGUUUGGAGGGACCGUUUGCGUCGAAUGCGUGAAUAAGGAAAUGACGGCGCAUGUGGAUAACAUCGCGGGCUGGAUGACCGAGUAUCUGAACGGGCCGCUGCACGCCUGGAUCCAGGAGAACGGCGGCUGGGAGGCGUUUGUGGAGCUCUAUGGCAGGCAGAGGGACUCUGUGUUUCGCAGCUCUUGGUCAUCGAUAGUGACGGUCUUCGGUCUAGCGGCUCUUGGGGCCGUUGGCUUGACCAUAGGAGCCUACCUUGCUCAGAAAUGAAGAACCUUCCCCUUCUUCAGUCGCUUGUCCUCUCUCUCUCUCCCUGUCUGAACCCCCCCUCUGCUUUCCCCAGAAGACAUCCAUAUCCCAGGACUGCUCCUCUUCAAAGCCUCUCUCCCACUCUCUACAAGGCUUUCUUCUCUGCCCUCAAACACAAAGACAGAAAAGACAGGCGCUUCCGACAGAUCAUGAGAGGAUGGAGGAGAAGAAGAAUAAUGAGGUGAAAGAGACACAUGCGGCCGUGUCAUCGGCAGAAUUAGUUCAGAUCUUAAAGUCAAACAUUUCUGACAGUUUUGGUGUUCUCAUACGUAAAAACUGAUGGAAGAAUACAAAGGACAAAGCCACAUCUGGAGGUUUUGAAGGUCUGUGCUGAUUGAAAGUAUCUUUCGGAUGACACCAGCGCUCUCAAAAUGUCCUUUAAGAGUCGGGUUGAUCUUAAGAGACAGUCUGCACUAUACUACCAUCGUUGUUUCUGUAGGAUUAAUUGUAGCCUAUCUUCUACCCAGUGCUCUUUCUUGCUAACGUUUCUUGUGCUGCCAUCCUUGUAUCAUUGAAAUAGAAAGAAUCUGAAGAACGUGAGGAGGAAAAGAGAGAAAUGCAGAGAAGGUGUCUCUCAAGCCACUGGAUUUUUAUAAAAUCUCGACGGAGGGGGUGAGAAGUAUGCAGAGGGAACAGUUGAAAAAUGAAUAGUGGGAUGCCAGUCUCUCUUUAUAGCAACUUUAAAGAGCUUUAUUGAGGCCUGAAGAAGGGUUUCCUUUAAGUGCUUUGGACCAGAAUGUAAACCGAAAGGACAGAAUGGCAAAGAGUUUGAAAGAGCCUUGGUUAGACACUUUAUUGACAUGUUCAACAGAUGCGUGUGAGCCGGUCAAACUGUACAGUAUGAAAAGAGGUGACGCUUUAUUCUUCUUAAUACUGCAACUACACUUCUGUUCAAUCUAGUGUUCAUUCAUACACCAAAAGAAGCAGUUUGGUGGAUCUCAAAUCUGUCGAGAGCAAGUCGAGGUUAUAUUUCACCUCAAAAUCAAAGGAAAGAUAUAUUCAUAUAUUAUAUAUAUACACACUACUGUUCAAAUGUUUUAAGGUCAGUGAGUUCUUUUUAAAGAAAUGUAUACUUUUAUUCAGCAAGG